UUCCCCCUCCCUCUCUCCCUUCCUUCCCCUCUCUCCCAGACUCCAAGCGCUGCUGCAGCUGCAGGUUUGUAAAUACUGGACCAACACACACACAACAUGGCUGACGCUCGCCCUGCUCUUCCACCAGGCUGCUCUCUUCUGGCUCUCUCCGUUUCUUAAUGUUUCAUCCGUCCGUGCUUUUCUGUCUCUCCCCCCAUCCCUAAUCUCCUUCCCCACCCCCUCCGCCCCCCCAAAAGGAGGAAAAGCAGUUCACCCUCCUUCUUGCGCGCAUGGCGGGAUUUCAAGGUGUCAAGAGGAAAGAAGGCUUCAAAAUCACUGUCUCAGAACCAUAACAGUGAAAAUCAUCUGAUGCUGCCUUUUGAGCGACGUAAUUGAAAAUACUUCAACUAAUCUUCGGGCAUGCAAAUUCUCAUUUGAAUGGUGGAUUAACUGGUAGUAAUUUAUCAUUUUAAGAAUAAGACGACAUUUUAAGAGUGGCAAAGAACUGGAUUUUCACCCUAGUCCAGCAGCUUUGCUGCUCACUUAAACACAGAUGAAUGAAGACCCCAUUCGGAAAAACACCAGGUCAGCGAUCCAGAGCUGAUGCAGGGCAUGCAGGAGUAUCUGCCAGCAUGAUGAAGAAGAGAACCUCUCACAAAAAGCAUCGAAACAACGUGGGACCUAGUAAACCCAUUUCUCAGCCCCGAAGAAAUAUUGUAGGGUGCAGAAUACAGCAUGGAUGGAAAGAAGGGAGUGGACCUGUAACACAAUGGAAAGGGACAGUUCUUGAUCAGGUUCCAGUAAAUCCUUCUCUCUACCUUAUUAAAUAUGAUGGAUUUGAUUGUGUCUAUGGACUAGAACUGCACAAAGAUGAGAGAGUAUCAGCGCUUGAAGUCCUUCCAGACAGAGUUGCUUCAUCUCGAAUCAGUGAUGCCCACCUUGCAGAUACAAUGAUUGGCAAAGCUGUGGAACAUAUGUUUGAAACAGAAGAUGGCUCAAAAGAUGAGUGGAGGGGGAUGGUGUUGGCUCGAGCUCCUAUAAUGAACACAUGGUUUUAUAUUACCUAUGAGAAGGAUCCUGUCUUGUACAUGUAUCAGCUCUUAGAUGACUAUAAAGAAGGUGAUCUCCGCAUUAUGCCUGAUUCCAAUGAUUCUCCUCCAGCAGAACGGGAACCAGGUGAAGUUGUGGACAGCCUGGUAGGCAAACAAGUGGAAUAUGCCAAAGAAGAUGGCUCUAAAAGGACUGGCAUGGUCAUUCACCAAGUUGAAGCCAAACCUUCUGUCUAUUUCAUCAAGUUUGAUGACGAUUUCCAUAUUUAUGUCUACGAUUUGGUGAAAACAUCCUAGACAUCAUUGUGAACUUUUGCCAAACUUGUGGAACUAUUAAAUGUAAAAUUUGUAGACACAAAGACUUGAUGCUUUCCAGUUUAAUGAAAGCUUAAAUGUCCCUGCGAACCCACAAUCUCUGCCAGCAAAACUGUUUUGUUCUGAAUAAUACAAACAAUGUGUGUGAACAUGACACAUUUUGUGUAAGAGAACUCCUUUUCUUGAAGGAAGUCUCUAUAUUUUUGGGGAGAGGGAGUUAAAGUAAACAGCUGCAAAUUCAAGCUGUGUAAAGUUAAUCUAGUAUUGUAAUCAUUAAUCUAAAUUUUUUUUCAUAGACUAACUUUCUUCAACCUCACACUCACCUGUUCAACUGCCACAUGCAAGUGUAGUUUGAUAUUUCAAUAUUGCCUUCUUAUGUAACAUUAAAUUUAAUUUCUUGGCUACUGGCAGUCCUUGUUUUCAGGGUUGGGGCUGAGAUUACAAAAUAAAUUAAAUUGUUGGUUUGUGCAGUGUUAAGGAGUGCCUAACCCAAGUAAAAUCAAUCUACUGUGUUUCUACACCUUAUUUCAAAGUAACUUGUUAAGAAAUAGCAGUACAUGGGGAUAUUUGUGCCUCUUAGUAGACACAAGACAGUACAACAUCGAGUGUUUGACUUGCACCUUUCAGUGAAAAGGCUUUAAACUAUAAAAGGUUUAAUCAAUAAACUAUUGAUUAGAAAAUGCAGAUUAGUGGCCCACAUUUACAAGUUGUAGGAACCAGUAAAUCUACACACAAGACUGCCUUCAAUUCUAAAUGUUGCAUUUUUGUUAUACACACUUCUUAACAAACCCAAGUGCUUGGUGCCACAACAGUCAUAAUAUAUGUUACUUCAGAAAGAUCUUUAGACUACACAUUGGCAAUCAGUAGUCUCUCAUUUGGUAUCAAAACUAGCGACCUGGAUGCUUGUGUGGACUUAAAAGCCUAAUAGUAGUUUAUCUGUUACAUGUAAAGACAAAAACCUCAUGAAAGAACAGUCUUCUUACAUUAAAGACUUACUUGGAGAAGGAGAAGCAUUUGUUGCCUUCUGCUCAGUCUGCUGCAUUCCUUUCCCUCCUCCACCCCUCCCCUAAAGAAAGCAUCUUUCUUGGCUCUUCUUUCUGGCUUUUCUACGAGUGUCCGGACAAAUCAUCUACAGCUUAAACCUGUUGUCGCCUUUUGUGGUGUACGUUGUACUUGCUUUGAGGUAUGCUGUUAUGUGAAUUUCAUUCAAUGAACACUAGAAUUCUGCAUGCCAGUGGUGUACUAACUAAUGAAAGCUAGGCAGCCUCAGUGGUUCGGUCAUCUGCAUUAGAUUGUGGAUGUAAAUAGCAGCCCACAGCAGCAGAAUCCUUUCACAGUUUUAAUCUUGCAAGAUAGUUGUAAACCAAGAAUUUCUAAAAUGUGGCAGUUUUUAAAAGUCCUCAGAAUUGCAAAAACGGUCAGUUCAGCAGCGAAGUUUUCACGUCACAUUAAGGCAGAGCUUUGCAAGUUUGAAAGCAGUGCUUCACAGAAGGCUAGAAUGUGACGCCAUUGUUCACUGUUCAGAGAAAGAAUACCCAGAUACCCAACCUUACGCUGUUAGAAGGCUAGAAAAAGAGGUGCUGUUAAUCUGAUCUGAGGGCCAGAUAACCUCUAGUAUGGGUGUUACUGAUAUUGGAGGUUCAGUGAUUUAAGCCCUUUUCUAUCCAUUUUUGCCUGAUUUCAUAUUUUAGCCUUAAGGCUUGUGCCUCAUUAUGCUGUUGAAUGGUAACAAAUACUCAUCAUAUAAAUACAGUACCUUAAUUCUUUGUCCAUUGCUACUAUUGCAUUAUGUCCAGUAUUUCAUCAUGGGCAACCAAAGGCAGGCUAUUGUCUUUCAGUGAAUAGCUUCUCAAUGCAGUCCUUAAGUACUAAGUACCUGAAUCAUAAAUGUUCCUUGUGUUUUUGAACAAAGUGAGCAGAUUUGCAACACAGUGUUUUCAUCCUGCAGAUCUGUUAUGUGUUUUCUAUUGACUCUUAAGAGUCCUGCAUGUAAAUCUCAAAGCUGAGCCUGGCUCCAUGAGCCCAAGUUGAUAUUUGUGGCACAAGAAUGAGUGAGUGUAUUGACUAUACACAGGAUACGUGCAUAACGUAGUACAGUGAAUUUUGGGCUAUACAUCUGAGGAAAACAAAGUUUGUUUUGAAAUAUUUGAGGUUUAGGUCUACUGAAACAUUUUUAGCAUUAAAGGCUUGCAUUUGUGGGUUUUCUGCAAGCCAAUUUAAUAUACCACAUAAUCUGCCAAUUAGUGGAGUAUAAUCUGUAAACUUUUAUGACUUUUUAAGUGUCCCCUAUUGUCUGUUUGGUUUGUUAUUUUUCGUUUUUGUUUCUGGUUUUUUGGUUAGCUUAAACCACCUUUUUUGAGGCUUGAGACUAAUUCCACUCCCUGCCCUUCUGCUUUGGGCUUUGUUUUAGGCUCAUGUUUCAGAUCUGCAUGCAGUGCUUGCGUUACCCUGGUAACUAAAUGUUGGUUCCUUGUUCUAGGGGUUCAACAUUACUUUCCAAAAUUAUCAUGGGGCUUGUGACAGCACAAGCCAGGAUCUGUGUAUAAAAGUUAUUGGCCUUUCUCAUUUACCUGCUGUAGUAUUGUUGUAUAUUGUGUGCGUGUGUGUGUGUGUAUGAUGUCAGGCUGCCAUGUAAAAUUUUAAAAAGGAAAAAAAAAUCUUAAAUGCAGACCAUCCUUUUUUGCAUGCUUAGAAGGUAGAACGUUCAAUGUAACAAACUAAAGUUGCAUGUUAAAAUGUUUAGGUUUUUUGUUUUUGUUUGUUUUAUUUUGUGUUCAGUUUUUGUGAAUUUGCUUAUUGUGCUGUUUUAAUGGUUGUUAGUAGGACUAAAUGCACCGGUGAGGCGAGCAUAGUGCCAACGGAAGGUAAUUUUCCGGUUGUAUCUGUCACAGCAUUUGAAGGGACCAUGUAUUCUGUUCACUAGUAAAUAAAAUCACUGAUAAAUCUAAAAACACUACACACCUUUUUUUUUCCUUUCUUUUGAGUGCCAAACCCUAAAUUAAGUCAGAGGUAGACUACAGAAAGGGAAAAUCCCCUUUAAACUUCAUAAAUUGCAAUACAUAAAAGCCUUUUAAAAUUGAUUCAUUUUAAAACUGAAGGUUUCUCUGAGUACAGCAGCAAUUACAAUCAAUUCAGGGAAGAAGAAUUAUAGCUAAAACAGUUUCUGGUUCCUUUAAAAUGCUGUGCUUUUUGUAUUUUACAUCAUUAGUGCAAUUUGGAUGGUUCUUGGUAUGUGUAUAGUUCAAAGGUCUUCGUGUUCACAUUUUAAAAUUGGGUAAUGACUUCAUCUUUAGAGCUUGGUUUCAUUAUUUUUAUUUUAUUUUGAACAAUGUAGACAGUUCCCUGUUCUCUGCAUUUAGAAGUAUAAACACUUUAAAUCUGUUACUUAAUUCUGUAAGUAAUUUUUAUAAUUAUGAUGUAACUCUAUCCUUAAAACAUUUAAAAUAAACCCUUUAUGUGCAA
Pelodiscus sinensis (Chinese soft-shelled turtle) is the source of this 4805-nucleotide messenger RNA. It is a transcript of the gene SPIN1, whose product is annotated as spindlin 1. The record is from RefSeq and is a predicted model, not a curated record. Gene Ontology annotation, biological process: gamete generation. Lineage: Eukaryota; Metazoa; Chordata; Testudines; Trionychidae.